Molecule: messenger RNA, 1222 nt
Organism: Hermetia illucens (black soldier fly)
Lineage: Eukaryota; Metazoa; Arthropoda; Insecta; Diptera; Stratiomyidae
Exons: 2
Coding region: 86-1159 (357 amino acids)
Source: RefSeq, a predicted model, not a curated record
UGAAUAUAAAUUGGCCCGAAGAGCACAAUCAGAUAUUCGCAACUCAUCUUCAGUCAAAGUAUCAACAACUCAACUGACAGUAAAAAUGAAAUUCCAAGCUUUCGUCCUUUUCCUGGCACUCGUCGGACCGUCGACUUUAUCAGCACUUCAAAUAUUUAAAGAAGGAUCGACAGAAACACCGCAAACUGCCAAAAAUCCAGAGGAACAGCAACCUAGUCUUGAAGAUUAUAGUUAUCUACUUGCCGAGAAAAAGCAACAGAAUGAUUUGAAGAAACUACAAGCUCUUCAAAAAGAAAAGGAGUUAUUGAAACUCUACCAACAACAAUCAGAGGAAAAAUCCUUUCCAACUGGAGAUCUAACAUCAGGACCCGGAUUUGAUGAAAACACAGAUCUUGCAAAGAAGUACCAGAAACAAAAACUUUUGCAGAAACUUGCCUCGCUAGAAGAUUCUUCGAAAUUUUUAAACUCUGAGGGACAAGAAAAUUCCGAUUUGAAGGCCUUCCUCAACAAGAAAUUCAGCUCAAAACAAUCCACAUCAGACGAGAGCCAAUUCUCUAAACUUCAACAAAUCAAAAAGUUCCAAGGACAACAGUCUUUUAGCUCCGAAGGCACUGAAGGGCAAGAUAAUAGUUUCUUACAGAAAUGGGCGAAAGGUUUAUCUCAAUUUUCAAAAGGACCAUCAAACAAAAUGCAAAGUCAAGUUGGAGAUGCGUUCAAGUAUUACAAAGUGAUCAGUACCUAUAAAGUGCCUGGAGCAAGUCAUCAUGGAAUUCAUCAUGGAAAUCAUUUUCUAUCUAAACAAGGAUUUGAUUUUACUAAGAAAUCCUCACCAUUCCAAAUAGCUGACAGCAAUCCGGUACCAUAUGGAUUUCAGAAGGCAGCAGCAUUUCCUCCAGUUGUCAAAGUUGUGAAGAUUGUUAAGAACCAACCCCAACAAUCCUUCCUAGGACAAUCAGGCUUUGGUGCUGUUCCACAAUUCAAUCCCUUUUAUCAACAAGGUGGAAGUCCACAAAUUGUAUCUAAAGUGAAGGUAUUCAAACCAGUUCAUUAUACAAACUCAUUUGGCCUGAAACCCUUCCCAUCUUAUCCAUCUGGAAGCUUUGCUAAACCUGUAGAAGUAACAGUCAAGAAAAUAAUUAAACCAUUUUCUUUGUACUAAUUUAUUGAAUGUAUAAAAUUGAUAUGGAAUUGAGGAUAAAAUGAAGGGAAAAUAAAAUUGUGU